CUCUCCAAAACAAACGACUCACACUAACAAACACAUGCCCUAUUUUUGUCUUUUCACCCAACAACCUCUUACCCCACACAAAAUUCUAUUACACACAACCCUUAUUACACAACACCUAUUUUGCAAAUUAUGAAUAGGAAAUGUACUAAAUAGCAUAUAUUGUUUCAAAAACGUACUAAACAACAAAUUUACCCAAAAGAAAAUCCCUUAAACCAGAAAUUUGAACAAGUACCUCUCCUUAUCGAAUUCUUUAUUACGCUCACCCAUGGCUACUCAAAGAUCCAUGGUCUCUGUCUCAUGUUUAUUCAAGCUUUUUCUGUUUUUGAGCGUCCAUGUCCGAGCUCAGAGAACAAUAACAACAGAGUUUACUUUCCGAGGUUUUAGCGGAAACCAAUCAGAGAUUCGGAUGGAAGGAGCCGCCAUGAUCAAACCCAACGGACUGUUGAGACUCACUGACCGAAAGUCAAACGUCACCGGUACAGCUUUCUACCACAAACCGGUGAAAUUGCUGGAGACUAGUAGAGAUUCCACUAACGUCACAAUUGGUUCCUUCAGCGCGUCUUUCGUCUUUGUCAUAAUCCCUUCAAGCUCCACCAAUAAAGGUUUUGGAUUCACAUUCACGCUGUCUCCAACGCCUUACCGUGCCAAUGCUGGAUCCGCACAGUACUUGUGAGUUCUCAACAAAGAGAACGAUAGAGAUCCUAGAGACGACAACACUGACAGGAUAGGAAACGACAUCGGUCUGAACUACAACAGUCGUACUUCGGACAUCCAAGAGCCGGUCGUGUAUUACAGCAAUGAUGAUCCUAACAAAAAAGAAGAUUUCCAGCUUGAGAGUGGCAAUCCGAUCCAAGCCCUUGUUGAGUAUGAUGGACCAACACAAAUGCUGAACGUCACCGUUUAUCCGGCGAGGUUGGGGUUUAAACCCACAAAGCCAUUGAUCUCUCGACAUGUUCCAAAACUGUUGGAGAUUGUGCAACAAGAAAUGUACGUGGGAUUCACCGCAUCGACGGGGAGAGGUCAGUCGAGUGCUCACUACGUGAUGGGUUGGAGUUUCUCAAGCGGCGGAGAUCGUCCAAAGGCAGAUGUGCUUAACCUCUCUGAGCUUCCUCCUCCGCCGCCGAAUACGGCCAAAAAAAGUGGGGUUAAUUCUCAAGUAAUAGUUCUGGUCGUGGCUUUAUCAGCCGUUAUGCUGGUCAUGCUUGUGUUACUCUUCUUCUUCUUCAUGUACAAGAAGAGAUUGGGACAAGAAGAAACGCUAGAAGACUGGGAAAUCGAUCAUCCUCGCAGGUUGAAAUACAGAGAUCUUUACGAGGCCACAGAUGGAUUCAAAGAGACAAGAAUCAUCGGAACCGGAGGGUUUGGAACCGUUUUCAAAGGAAAGCUACCAAGUUCGGAUCUCAUCGCAGUGAAGAAGAUCAUUCCUAGUAGCAUGCAAGGUGUUCGAGAAUUUGUGGCGGAGAUCGAGAGUUUGGGGAAACUAAGACAUAAGAAUCUGGUGAAUCUCCAAGGAUGGUGUAAACACAAGAACGAUCUCUUGUUGAUUUACGAUUACAUUCCCAACGGAAGCUUAGACUCGCUACUCUACACAGUACCGAGACGAAGCGGCGCCGUUUUGUCUUGGAACGUGCGUUUUGAAAUCAGCAAAGGAAUCGCGUCUGGUUUGUUGUACCUUCACGAAGAAUGGGAGAAGAUUGUGAUUCAUAGAGACGUGAAGCCUAGCAAUGUGCUAAUCGACUCCAAGAUGAACCCUAGAUUGGGAGAUUUUGGACUGGCGAGGCUUUACGAACGAGGAGCGCUAUCGCAAACAACAGCACUCGUUGGAACCAUUGGGUACUUGGCGCCAGAGCUAGCCCGCAACGGCAAACCAUCAACUGCGUCUGAUAUUUUCGCGUUUGGCGUUUUGCUGUUAGAGAUCGUCUCCGGGAGAAGACCAACGGGUUCCGGAAGCUUCUUCUUAGUCGAUUGGGUAAUGGAGCUGCACGCGAACGGUGAGAUUCUCAGCGCGAUGGAUCCGAGACUCGGAUCUGGUUACGAUGGCGGAGAAGCGAGGAUUGCUCUCGCCGUCGGAUUGCUCUGUUGCCACCAGAACCCGGAGUCUCGGCCGUCGAUGAGAAACGUACUUAGGUAUCUAAACGGAGAUGAGAAUGUUCCAGAGAUUGAAGAUGAUCGGGGAUAUUCGAAUCCUUCAAGAAACGAAUUCGGAUCGAGGUUUGAAGGAUACGAUUCGUCGAGUUCGGGCGCUUUUUCUUUCGUCAACAGAGUUUCUUCGACUUUUCGUAUCAGUGAUGGCAAUGGAUAGUUUCUUUGUUUUUUUAUAUAA
This is a messenger RNA of Capsella rubella, 2323 nucleotides long. RefSeq names its product L-type lectin-domain containing receptor kinase VI.2. Gene Ontology annotation, molecular function: protein kinase activity; carbohydrate binding; ATP binding. The record is from RefSeq and is a predicted model, not a curated record. Lineage: Eukaryota; Viridiplantae; Streptophyta; Magnoliopsida; Brassicales; Brassicaceae. Gene Ontology annotation, cellular component: plasma membrane. Gene Ontology annotation, biological process: protein phosphorylation.